Messenger RNA from Staurois parvus, 309 nucleotides. The record is from the annotation of a GenBank genome assembly. NCBI's taxonomy places the organism in Eukaryota, Metazoa, Chordata, Amphibia, Anura, Ranidae.
UUAUGCAUUCCAGUUCAUUUUUUCCCCUCUCUCUUUUUCUUCAAUUUAAAGAGGGACGUGCAUUCCAGUGCGGUUUUUGAGCGUUCCGGUGCAUUUUUGAUGCAUUUUACCAAGUUCCAGUACAGUUCUGUGCAGAAAAAAUGCAGCAUGUUCUGCUUUUUUUUCUGCAAUUGGAAUGCACUGGAACAACUGCAAGCACUGAUGUGAACUAUGACAUUGACAACCAUAUAACCUACUUUCUGUGCAUUUUGGAUGCAGAAAAAAAGCAACUGAAAUCCAUGUAGUGUGAACUAGCCCUAAGUGACUCUG